CCGCGUGUUGUCCGCCAAUCAGCGCGCGCCGUGCGCGUGACGUCGAAGCAGGCGGAAGUGCGCUGCUGUUUUGGGAGCGUGUGCAGACUCUCCAGGGCUCACGGUUUCCCGCAGCUGUAAGCAUGACGGACCCCAGUAAACACGACAUCACCGCCGUGCUCAAGCGCCUGCGCUCCGUGCCCACGAACAAGGUGUGUUUUGACUGCUCUGUGAAGAACCCCAGCUGGGCGAGCAUCACAUAUGGUGUCUUUCUCUGCAUUGACUGUUCAGGGACACACCGCUCACUGGGAGUUCACCUGUCCUUCGUCAGGUCCACUGAGCUGGACUCGAACUGGUCCUGGUAUCAGCUGCGCUGUAUGCAGGUGGGCGGCAAUGCCAGCGCGAGUGCCUUCUUCAGUCAGCAUGGCUGUAUCACCAAUGCAGCCAAUGCCAAAUACAACAGCAGAGCAGCAGCGCUGUACCGAGAGAGGAUCAAGAGUCUGGCCACGCAGGCCACCAGACAGCACGGCACCGAGUUAUGGCUGGACAGUCAGGCUCCUCUGUCACCCACAUUACCCCUCGACAAACACCAGGAUUUCUUCACCCAGCACACCCAGACUCCUCUUAGGGAAGGAUUCAGUGUCCAGAUGAACACCGGCCCACCAAAGGAAGAAGUUCAGGAUAAAAACAACAACGGUGAGAGCGAGGUGGGUCCCAGUGUGGAGCAGCUCAGUGUGUCUCCUUCAUCUGCUGCAGAUCUGUCCUCUCUGAUCAAGAAGAAGCACACCACAGGAAAGAAAGCGGCGGGCAGCAGGAAGGCCGGUCUGGGUGCUCAGAAGGUCAGCAGUCAGAGCUUCAGUGCGCAGCAGAAGAGAGCUCAGGCCGUAGACAGACAGCAGGAGGAGAGGAGCCCACAGAAGAGCAGCAGCACUGAGCCCGAAGUUCUGUCUCUGAGCCGUGCCUAUGAGAGUCUGGAGGUGCAGCGGAGGAGUGACGAGGUGAAGCUGAGCCGUCUGGACAGUAAGAAGCAGGAGCAGGCAGAGCGGCUCGGCAUGGGCUUCGGCGGACGCAGCGGUCUGUCUCACUCGGUGAUGGAGGACAUGCAGAUCAUCCAGCAGGAGUCUCCAGCUCCGAGCUCCUCCAGUAGGAGAGUGUAUGAGGAGGACGAGGAGCAGGAGGACAGGAGCUUCUCCUCCAGGCUCCUGGAUGAAGGUGCAGGAUCCUCUGAUCUGUUCUUCUCUCAGUGGAAGGGAGCCACGAAGCAGACAGACUACAUGGACGCAGACGAGAGGGUGACAGCGAGGAGGAAGGAGCCACAGCCCGUCUCUGAUGAUGCUCAGAGGAAGUUUGCCAAUGCCAAAGCCAUCUCCUCAGACAUGUUCUUCGGGAAGCAGGACAACGCAGAGUAUGAAGUGCGAGCGCGGCUGGAGAACUUCUCGGGCAGUUCAGCGAUCAGCUCAGCCGAUCUGUUCGACGAGCAGAAGAAGUCAGCAGCGGUGUCCUCGGGCUCCUACAUGAGCAAGGUUCUGCCGGCCGUGCCAGACAUGGUGCAGUUCAAGAGCGGCGUCCGCUCGGUGGCCGGGAAGCUGUCGGUGAUGGCCAGCGGAGUGGUGUCCUCCAUACAGGACCGCUACAGCACUUGAGAUCGGCUCCAGGCUCCUGAAGAUCCUGCUCCUCGCCUCUCUUAUCUUAGCCCUACAGCUUUAUCAUUUACUCGCUGGGUUUGUUUGGGAUUUUCUUUGUUUAAUGCCGCAGCUUGAGUUGUGACUGAAACAAGUCUUUUUUUGAUCACUUGGGGACCAAACUCCUCUUUAUUUGAAGAGAAAUGUUUGCACUAUACUCCAGCUGUAUGUCCUACAGUAAUGUGGAGAGCAGCACAGUACUCGUGUUGUUCUCAUAGAGAAGCUUUAUAUGAACCAUGUGUAAUGUAGCAGAAGAUAUGUGCGCUGAUGAAGAUGAGAGGGUCGUCUCGGGUUCGUUUCGCACACUACAAACGUGACAAUCGUUUACCUGAAGCCUUAUUCAUCUCAUUGCCUUAUCUGUGUUUGGUUAUCAUAUCUGUGUUUAUCUUGCUUUGUCACUUAUGAACAUGUAUAAAACACUGAUCCUGUGGGUGAUUUAUGUGGUUAGUGGGUUUAAUUCAAUAAAGAGCAGACUUGAAAAAUAA
Messenger RNA from Carassius carassius (crucian carp), 2146 nucleotides. Its product is annotated as ADP-ribosylation factor GTPase-activating protein 3-like. The record is from RefSeq and is a predicted model, not a curated record. The transcript has 16 exons. Gene Ontology annotation, biological process: COPI coating of Golgi vesicle. Gene Ontology annotation, molecular function: GTPase activator activity. NCBI's taxonomy places the organism in Eukaryota, Metazoa, Chordata, Actinopteri, Cypriniformes, Cyprinidae. The coding region runs from base 123 to 1622 and encodes 499 amino acids.